UUUAUAUACCUUCCUCAGUCUCUGAGUACGCUAUUCAAAUUUGCUCUCUUUCUUUCUCUAUCGUUGUUGAGUUCCCUCCAAUUUUCUGAGAUGGCAUCAUCUGCUUCCAGUUCAAGGCACCCUGUUCCCCAAUCUCGCAAGCAAAAGGCCCUCGGUCUCCUAUGCACUAAUUUCCUGAGCUUGUAUAAUAGACAUGACGUCCAAUUCAUCGGCCUCGACGAUGCCGCCGCCCGAUUAGGUGUUGAGAGAAGACGGAUCUAUGAUAUCGUCAAUAUUCUCGAGAGCAUCGGGGUGCUUGCAAGAAAGGCCAAAAAUCAAUAUACAUGGAAAGGCUUUGGAGCAAUUCCUGGAGCUUUUCAUGAACUCAAGGAAGAGGGAUUACGGGAGAAUACAUAUGCUUUUGAAGGCGGAAAUGACAACCUAAAAGGGUCUGAUGACGAGGAUGAUGAAGAAGCAUUUUCUAAUACUGGGACCGGGAGUCAAAAUGACAAGUCCAAUUCCAAUUCAAAUUCAAAUUCUACAACACUUUCCAAAUCUCUCAAAAACGGUAAUUUUUCUUUCUUUCCUUUUUCAUGUUUUUUUCAAAGAAAAUUAAGCAAAUUCAUUAGCCGAUGUUUAUCUUCAAUGAUAGAAAUGAUCUCCCUUGACGAGGCUGCGAAUUUGUUGCUUGGAGAUGGCCACAGUUCAUCAUUAAUGAGAACAAAAGUAAGACGCCUAUAUGAUAUUGCAAAUGUGUUGUCCUCCAUGAACCUUAUCGAGAAGACCCACACCACAGAUACAAGAAAACCAGCAUUCAGGUGGCUGGGUUUGAGAGGGAAGGCACCUAACGAGUCCAUUCAAAAUUGUUCAAAUCCAAACGAGUCUAGGAAAAGAGCGUUUGGAACUGAUGUCACAAACAUCAGUUUUGAGAGGAACAUAGUGGAAUUAGGGGACUUUGCCUCUAAGAAGCUCAAAAAAUUGGACAAUGGUAGUGGCAUAGGUCAAGCAAAUAGUUUUCAACAAGCUUCAAAGGGUUUUCAGUUUGGUCCUUUUGCACCUUCUUAUGUGCCCAAAGUUGGAACACCCGAGAAUAAUAGUGUGAAGAAGGUUCAUGAUUGGGACAGUCUAGCAAUUAAACAUCGUCCACAAUACCAAAACCAAGCUUUAAGAGAACUAUUCUCCCAUUACAUGGAAGCAUGGAAAUCGUGGUAUUCAGAAGUUGUUGGGAAGAAUCCAAUGCAGAUUUAAUAACCUUAUUAGUAAUUAUGACCAAGUCAAACUGUGUAUAGCCGUCCAUUGUUGGUUGCAUGUUCUCCAUGCAACAGCCUAAAGUUACCAGUUACGGAUUUUUCAAUCGUGAUGUUUUUAGUUAGGCAGUAUUUUUUUCAGAUUCUUUGUCACAUUCACAGAUUUUUAACUGAGAGGGAAAAGCUAUGUGCUCUGAUUUCUUCGAUAAUUUAUGAAGAAACAAAAAAAUCAAAUGUUUAAAAUCAGUUCAUCCCUAAAAAUGUAUUGCAAAUUUUUUGGUAUUCUGUAUUUGUAAUUUUUUUUUUUUUU
Messenger RNA from Arachis ipaensis, 1536 nucleotides. NCBI's taxonomy places the organism in Eukaryota, Viridiplantae, Streptophyta, Magnoliopsida, Fabales, Fabaceae. The record is from RefSeq and is a predicted model, not a curated record.